AUGGAUCAACGGAGAUCGAGAAGAGGACAUGAUCGCCUUUUCCAAGAUUACUUUGCAGAUGAACCGGUGUAUAAUGCUGACAUUUUUCGAUGGAUAGUAGACGCUCUCUCAAACGUCUAUCCGUAUUUCCAACAGAGGGUUAAUGCAACUAGAAGAAGAGGCUUGUCACCACUCCAAAAAUGCACCACUGCGAUAUGGAUGUUAGCAUAUGGCGUAGCAGCUGAUGCUGUUGAUGAUUAUGUGCGCAUAGACGAGAGCACUACAAUUGAAUGCUUGGAAAAAUUUGUUGAAGGUGUCAUUUCGAUGUUCGAGGAUGAAUACUUACGAAAAACAAAUCCAAUUGAUGUACGACGCCUGCUACAAAUGGCGGAGGGUUGUGGCUUUCCUGGCAUGUUGGAUCGUUCUCCAGUGUUCGAUGAUAUUCUAAAUGACCAUGCUCCGAAAGUAAAUUAUACUAUUAAUGGUAAUAAUUAUACUAUGGGAUACUAUUUAGCAGAUGAUAUUUAUCCUGAAUGGGCCACAUUUGUCAAAUCAAUUUCAAAGCUACAAGGGGAGAAACGCAAGUUAUUUGCACAAUAUCAACAAGGGCAAAGAAAAGAUGUGGAGCGAGCAUUCGAAGUGUUGCAAGCACGCUUUGCAAUUAUACGUGGUCCAGCUCGCUUUUGGGAAAAGAAGAAGCUUGCCAACAUAAUGAGAGCUUGUAUUAUAUUACAUAAUAUGAUUAUUGACGAUGAAAGAGACACUUAUGUAGGAAAUUUUGCUCAAGGCUUAGAGUAUGACGAUGUCGAAAAUGACUUAUCACAACCUCAAUUGGGAGAGGAAGAUUUUGCACCAUACCUUCAAUUUCUCUAA
Molecule: messenger RNA, 852 nt
Organism: Arachis ipaensis
Lineage: Eukaryota; Viridiplantae; Streptophyta; Magnoliopsida; Fabales; Fabaceae
Source: RefSeq, a predicted model, not a curated record